Fusarium keratoplasticum is the source of this 2046-nucleotide messenger RNA. RefSeq lists its product as uncharacterized. Lineage: Eukaryota; Fungi; Ascomycota; Sordariomycetes; Hypocreales; Nectriaceae. Gene Ontology annotation, molecular function: metal ion transmembrane transporter activity. Gene Ontology annotation, cellular component: membrane. Gene Ontology annotation, biological process: transmembrane transport; metal ion transport. The record is from RefSeq and is a predicted model, not a curated record. The transcript has 4 exons. Bases 1 to 2046 code for a protein of 681 amino acids.
AUGGCGGCGCGACGCUCGCUUGGAUAUUACAAGCGGUCGAACUGGCAGUAUUUUCGCAAGGAUCUGGGCACGAACACGUAUUUCUUUGGGGAUGCGUAUCAGGAUGAGAAGAGGGAAGAUGUGAUCCGGAUACUGAGGGAGGAGGGUAGGUAUUGGGGCGACAUAGACAGGGCAGAGGGAGAGUACCUCACAUACGUCAAGAGUCUGGCUGGAACAUGGCCUCAACUUCAGCUUCUUGUCGACUUCAUGGAGGUCGGCACGAUUCCGACGCGAUGGUGCACGUUCCCAGGCGAGGUGCCUGUGAAGAAUCAGAAGCCGCGCUACGUCUAUGGAGAUACUAUUCCAGAAAUAAAAAGGGAGCAAUUUCUACGAGCUAAAAGGAUGAAUGUGGCUCUACUCGAGUACAAAUCAGAAGGCAAGCCAUCAGUCGAAAGGUACCAGUUCGACGAAUUGCAUCCACAUUCUGCGCUUGCUGGGCUGGAAGAAGCCGUUUCACGAGUCAAGGACAACUCAAUCUCGCGCAAGGACAUCAAGCUUAGCCUCUUUGUUGUUGAGGACCUUUCCCGAGACAUCAUCGAAACCUUGGGAGCUGGACUUGAUAUCGACCCUCGUUUCUUCCGCACUCAACUCAUCGACUACGUUUGGAACAAUGUUAGAGAUCCAUGGCGUGAGCCUCCGAUGCUCGAUGUCAUGUCCCGGCAACAGAACUGGUUCCAGAUGCGGCUCGUCCGAUCCCGAUACUUUCCAAACCAUCAGGAACUCAGCGACGCCCAAGAUGCCGUUGACAGAUUCAACGUGAUGCGGCGGAUGGACGGAGACGACAAUCAAGCAUUUUGGGAUAAGGACCCGGCUAUGGGCAAGGAUGGGACGAAGAAUAAAGCCUCCAAGGCCGCCAAUGGAUCCUCAUCUCAACUAGGAGAGGCGCCUGUGGAUGCCAAGGUUGGACACAUUCGCAGUCGAGCAACCUUUUGGCUCCGCAAUGAUAUUGACAACGACACGGCUGUUGCUGUUCUUCUCCUCGAGCCAACCCCUCAGCAGGGAUAUCCCCUUUGGCGUGGAUAUGCCAACUGGGAGGAGCUUCCUCUGUUUAGCUCGCCACCAGACGACAUCCCCCUAGCUCCGCCUUCAAUGCGAAGUGAUCAGGAUGAGACGCCAAAAUCUUGGCUUGAAGACUUCGUGUUCUGGGCCCAGAAAGAGACAUGCUUCCCACGAUUACCAUCGCCUUCUUCCCCAACUUCUCCUCUCGUGAUUCCUGUUCAAGCACUGCUGCACCUUGUGUGUACAGACUGGCUCACCUUCACCGACUAUCUCAACGCUCGUCUCAACCAGAUCGAUUGGGAGAUAUCUCGGCCUGCCUUCCUACCAGUUAACGAUGAUCGAGAACCCAUUUUGAACAAGCUUAAUAUCUGGCGUCGAUGGGUACCCGUUUGCCGAGAUAUGCUUUCUGCAACUCUACGCCAAGCUUCCGAUCUGGAAUUGCGACAAAAGCGUUAUGAUGGCGAAGCCUACCGGAUCGACACAGAGGCAAUCUUUGACCCCUACAGGCGAGACUAUGAGCGCAUACAAGAGCGCCUCAACGACUACGAGGUGCGUAUCGAUCGUCUCAGCACAGUGGUCAACAAUGCCAUCAGCCUCGAAGACGCGCGAAACACAGCCAAGAACAGCGAGAGUGUGGGCAAUCUAACAGUGCUUGCGUCACUCUUUGUGCCCCCUAGCUUGGUUGCAAGUUUGCUUGCCAUGAACACAGAGCCUUUGAAGGAUCUUGACGAAGCCCUCAAGUGGUGGGUUGUCGCAUCCUUCGGGGCCAUCCUCUUAUUAUUCGCCCUGUAUCACACCAUGAGGAGCGAGCUCACAUGGAAGGUUGUGUGGAAGACCAUCACCAAGACAACGGAGAAGUACGCCAAGAUGGUAACCUUUACGUCCAAGGUUCGGAAGAGAACUGAGAGGGACAAGGACGAAAGCGAUGAUGAUCAAAGUGGGACACAUGAGAGGCAAAUUGACAACGAGGAACGCAAGAAUGGGGUCCUGGGAGACCGAUAUGUAUAG